CGCCCCUCACCAACAUGGCGGCGGGCCGGGAGUGCGCAUGAUCAGCUGUCCCUGGAGAUACCCGAGUCCGGAGGGGAGAACACGGUCGGGGGAGAUCGGCGGCUGCGGCGGCGUUGGCCGAAGCUGCUCCUGGCUGACAGCUGUGGGCCUUAGAGACGCCUCCUGUACCCUGCCCUCGGUUUGAUUGCUUCCUUUUGCUGUCAGUGCUGCAAGCUUCAGAGGGGCAUUUCCUCCGCAGGUUUGAGGAUAGAACGGACUUAGCACUCAGGCCUGUGAGGCAGGAGAUACGAAGAUUUCCAAAGAAGGACCAGUUCCUCGGAUGUACCCCCUCACAGAGAGAUGAAGGGGUGAGUGAAGAAGAGGCAGCAGAAAACAGCAGAAACUGAAGAGGGGACAGUGCAGAUUCAGGAAGGCGCAGUGGCAACUGGGGAGGACCCCACCAGUGUGGCUAUAGCUAGCAUCCAGUCAGCUGCCACUUUCCCUGACCCCAACGUCAAGUACGUCUUCCGAACUGAAAAUGGGGGCCAGGUGAUGUACAGGGUGAUCCAGGUGUCUGAAGGGCAGCUGGAUGGCCAGACUGAGGGGACUGGUGCCAUCAGUGGCUACCCUGCCACUCAAUCCAUGACCCAGGCCGUGAUCCAGGGUGCGUUCACGAGUGAUGAUGCAGUUGACACAGAGGGGACAGCUGCUGAGACGCACUAUACUUACUUCCCCAGCACUGCAGUGGGAGAUGGGGCAGGGGGUACCACAUCGGGGAGUACAGCAGCUGUUGUUACUACCCAGGGCUCAGAGGCACUACUGGGGCAGGCGACCCCUCCUGGCACUGGUCAGUUCUUUGUGAUGAUGUCACCACAAGAAGUGCUGCAAGGAGGAAGCCAGCGCUCUAUUGCCCCCAGGACCCACCCUUAUUCCCCGAAGUCAGAAGCUCCCCGGACAACUCGGGAUGAGAAACGCAGGGCUCAGCAUAAUGAAGUGGAGCGCCGCCGCCGUGACAAGAUUAACAACUGGAUUGUACAGCUGUCCAAGAUCAUCCCAGACUGCUCCAUGGAGAGCACCAAGUCUGGCCAGAGUAAAGGUGGAAUUCUAUCCAAAGCCUGUGAUUAUAUCCAGGAACUUCGGCAGAGUAACCACCGGUUGUCUGAAGAACUGCAGGGGCUUGACCAACUACAGCUGGACAACGAUGUGCUUCGACAGCAGGUAGAAGAACUUAAGAACAAGAAUCUGCUGCUGCGAGCUCAGCUGCGGCACCACGGAGUGGAGGUUGUCAUCAAGACUGACAGCAACUAACUCUGGGGGCGCAGGGGCUCCAAGCUCUACAGCCCCUUUCCGAGAACUUCAGAUAGCCCAGGAGCCACAGGCUAAUCACCCCACGCCCCUUUCCUUCACUGCCCACAUUUGGCAUGGGACUGGAGGGAGUUCAGAAGGCGUCUCUUUGAAUUAAGGCCCUGUGAUCUAGCAGCCUGCAGUGGUGUGAAACACACACCGUGGGUGUGCACGGACAGUCUCGCCCAAUCAACCCUCCCACGCAGCCCCCGGGCCCCUGUGCUCCUCCUGCACAAUGCAUGUGCUGUCUCCAUGCUGGACGCUGGACACUAAACUGGGGGGCUUGCCCCCUGCUUGCUUAAGGUGCCAGCAGACGGUCUGCUGACAAGCAGUGUCCUGGCUUGCCUCAGGACUGGCGCUUCCACUGGUUCUUCCUUUCCCUGGAGCUCAGAUGUGCUCCUCAGGACUCUGGGGAACAGGCUUUAGCAGGAAGUGGGGAUCGGAGGCUUAGCAGUGGCUGCUGCCCCAGGAAGAGGAGAUUGGCCAGCAAGCAGCUAAGGCCUGUGCAGGUCUCUGGCACCACGGAGAACAAGAGGCAGGGCCCACUGGGGGCCUUACCCCAUUGUGGGGACGGUUUUUUUUUUUUUUUCCUUUUUUUUUUAAAGAUAAAAUGUUCAGAGCCA
Molecule: messenger RNA, 1946 nt
Organism: Cervus elaphus (red deer)
Lineage: Eukaryota; Metazoa; Chordata; Mammalia; Artiodactyla; Cervidae
Gene: USF1
Product: upstream transcription factor 1
Exons: 12
Coding region: 532-1287 (251 amino acids)
Biological process (GO): regulation of transcription by RNA polymerase II
Molecular function (GO): RNA polymerase II cis-regulatory region sequence-specific DNA binding; DNA-binding transcription factor activity, RNA polymerase II-specific; protein dimerization activity
Source: RefSeq, a predicted model, not a curated record